GGAUAAAAACGGGUUGUAAACUAGUUGGAUUAAACUGUGUUCUAUAACGAAAACGAAACUAGAAAUAAGAUUUCAAUUCAUUAUUAAUUGUAACUGUAAAGACAUCAGAAUUUAACAAAAUGGCUGAAGGACGUGGCUUCACAUCAGUCAGAGACGGUUCAGAUGCUGAUUUCGAAAUUGUGUGUGCGCCGUGCGGGGAAGAUAAUAUCAGAGAAGAAGCUGUCAAAUUUUGCGUAGAAUGCAAUCAAUAUCUUUGUACAGCGUGUGCUAGAUAUCAUAGAAGGAUAGCAGCUUUGAAAUCUCACAAGCUUUUGGAUACAGAUGAUGCCAAAAUCGCAUCAGUAUCUGCCAUAGUAACGAAAUGUCGGUACCAUCCGGAUCGAGACAUUGAGAUGUACUGCGGAACACACGACAUGGUCUAUUGUCUAAAGUGUAUAGCCACGGAGCACAGGGCUUGUGAGAGUGUUAAAAACAUAGAAGACGUAACGAAACCUUUUGUGCAACAAAUUGAAAUACAAGGUUUACAAGAUGAAGCUAAAGCUGUUCGCGAUCAGUUAAUAGCUGCAAACAAGAAGAAACAGAAAAAUGUCGGUUCCUUUGAAGAGCAAAGAAACGAAAUACUACGCAAUAUUAAGGAUAUCGAAAGAAACAUAAUAGAACAUAUCGGGAAAUUAAAAAGAGAAGCAGUUGAGAGUUUGACCAAAAUGUAUUCUGAAAUAAAUAGCGAAAUGGAAUCGGAAAUUACCUUGACGGCCAAUAAAAUAGCAGAAGUCGACAAGUCAACAAGUAUGCUGCAAAGUGUAAGUAAUAUGGAUGCUAGACAACAGUUUGUUCAAAUGAAACUGAUACAAAGGACUGUAAAAGAUGCUAAGAAAUUGUUCGAAGAAAGUGAAUCAGAGGGUGCAAGGGUUGCUUGUUUUACUGAAAAUGCAGAUUUGAAAACCUCUAUAAUGAAUGCCACUGAAUUAGGACGGCUGGAGACAAUGAAUAAAAAUCAGAAGCUGCCUACUCAAAAACAAUAUAAAAUGAAAUCAAAGAAAGAGAUUAAAGUCAGAAUGCCAAAUGACAGUACUGAUUGCUAUAUAUUUGAUAUAUGCCAACUUCAAGACGGUACAGUCAUACUCACUGACUACUUAAACAAAAAAGUAAAAUGGCUUGACGCGAAUUAUAAAGUAAAGUGUCAUUGUGUUCUCAAUGACCGUCCUAGGGACAUCUGCUGUACUACCCAGAAUGAAGUUGCUGUGAAAAUGGACAACAAAAAGGUUCAGUUUAUAUCGGUUGAUAGUGCGUUAACGAUACUGGGAGAUAUAUCGAUAGAAGGUGGAUGUUACUGGGGAAUGGCGUAUAUUGCUGGAGAUUUGUGGGUAUCUACCGAAAGUGGUAUCAACGUGUACAGUAGAUCAGGUACACUUCUGAAAUCCAUCAAAAAUAACGUGAAUGGUCAGAGAAUAUUUAAAUCUUCUCCCCAGCAUAUCGCUGCCAGUGGAGAGAAUGUUAUUGUAGCAGAUGGAAGUGAUGGAGCUGUGUGUUUAGGAAGAGAUGGAAAAGUGAAAAGUGACCUGCGGGAUGGAAGGCUGAACUUCACACAAGGUGUGUGUGUAUCUAGUGAUGGCACUGUGUUUCUGCCUGGAUCUUACUCACACAACAUUGUGAUGUUUAGUGAUGAUGGAAAUUGUAAAGGGGAGCUGCUAACGCAAGAAAUGGGGAUAACAUAUCCUGGUUCGCUCUACUACGACAACAAAAGAAAUUCCCUUAUUAUAGCAUGUCAUAGAAGAUGUGAUAGUAUUUACAUACUUGAAAUAUGCGAUUGAUUUGAAGACAGACACAUACUCUAAAACACUUGGGACAACAGGAUAUGUCGAUGAAUUGCAAACAUUUUCCAAGACAUUUGCAAAUUCGUAUUUUAAUUGAAUUAUAUGCUAUAUCUGUUUCCUAGUCUGAUUAUUUAGAUAGUUCCCACAAAAAGCGUUUUAUAAAUAGACUUUAUGAACUGGCAAAUGUAUUUGACUGUUUGCAUUCUCAAAGUGAUUCAUAAUCUUUACAAUUUAGAAUUCAGUAGUUGCUAUCACAUACUUGAAGAGUGUGAGAAGUAAGACCAAAUAUACUUAUGUUUUAAAUGUAUAUCUUUGAAAAUCUUGGACCAUAUCAUAUCUUGACAAUUUUAGAAAACUUUAUUCCGUUGCAAAAUUUAAAGAUAUCAGUGACGUAUGCAUAUGCAAUGUAUUUUGUAAAGCAAACGGAUGUUAUUGUGUUAACGAAGCAAACAUUAGUCACGGAAAUAAAAGCAUAUAUUACAUACCGGUAUUGAUACUUUGAUCAAUUGUGUCGUAUUUUGUUUGGAGAUUGUUCACUACAUUCACCGUAGUUUAGGUUGGAACGAAUAUACUAAUUAAUUGCAUAAUAUUUAGGUUGAAUUUGAUGAAUGAAUUAAUGUUAAAAUCCGAUCUUGCCGGUACGUUUCCAGAUCGAUGACCAUUAACUAUACAACCUACCAACCAAAUGGAACUAAACAUUACUAAUGUACUUAAUUUGCAAAAAAAGAUAAAUUUACUGCUUGCUUGGAACCGGUCUUCAAGAAGAAAAUGGUAGUCUCUUGUCUACAGAUGAACUACUUUUUUCUUCAGCUUAUUUUACAUUAAAAGGCUCAA
Molecule: messenger RNA, 2648 nt
Organism: Mercenaria mercenaria
Lineage: Eukaryota; Metazoa; Mollusca; Bivalvia; Venerida; Veneridae
Exons: 3
Coding region: 120-1811 (563 amino acids)
Biological process (GO): positive regulation of DNA-templated transcription
Cellular component (GO): nucleoplasm; chromatin
Molecular function (GO): zinc ion binding; ubiquitin-protein transferase activity
Source: RefSeq, a predicted model, not a curated record